CUCCAUCCCCACAAAUCUUCCACAGCCCAACCCAACCAUCGAUCCAUCCAGCUCCAGCGCUCCACACACAGAGAACAAAGAACAAACACCAUCAACAAAGACAACUUCUUGAUCUUGCAUCGAUGGCGGCGCAGCAGGAGAGACAGCAGCAGCAGGGACAGUCAGUGGGGUUCGAGGACUACCUGCCGGUGAUGGCGGAACGGCUGGGGGAGGAAGGGCUGAUGCAGGAGCUUGCCGCGGGGUUCCGGCUCCUCAUGGACCCGGCGUCGGGGCUCAUCACCUUCGACAGCCUCCGCCGCAACGCGCCGCUGCUGGGGCUGGGCGCCAUGUCCGACGCCGACCUCCGCGGGAUGCUCGCCGAGGGCGACUUCGACGGCGACGGCGCGCUCAGCGAGAUGGAGUUCUGCGUCCUCAUGGUCCGCCUCAGCCCGGAGCUCAUGGACGAGCCCAGGCGCUGGCUCGACGACGCCGUCGCCCAGGCCUCACAGUUCCUCUUCACCUCCUAGAGACUGAUUUUUGAUUUUCUUCUUCUGCCUUCUCUCCCCUUGUUCAUAGCGUCAGGAUUAUUCGAGAAGGCACUGGCUGUUGCUGAUCGGUUGUUGGAUUCUGUCUGUUCGAUCGCUCCCGCGGGAAUCUGAAUUAAUCGACACGAGCUUCUUGUUUUUUCACCACCACAUAUACUCAGUAUACUACAUUGCCUGUUACAGUAUUA
Brachypodium distachyon (stiff brome) is the source of this 712-nucleotide messenger RNA. RefSeq names its product calcium-binding protein PBP1. The coding region runs from base 123 to 506 and encodes 127 amino acids. Gene Ontology annotation, molecular function: calcium ion binding. The transcript has a single exon. The record is from RefSeq and is a predicted model, not a curated record. NCBI's taxonomy places the organism in Eukaryota, Viridiplantae, Streptophyta, Magnoliopsida, Poales, Poaceae.